Messenger RNA from Galleria mellonella (greater wax moth), 2365 nucleotides. RefSeq names its product pancreatic triacylglycerol lipase-like. Gene Ontology annotation, molecular function: protein binding; triacylglycerol lipase activity. NCBI's taxonomy places the organism in Eukaryota, Metazoa, Arthropoda, Insecta, Lepidoptera, Pyralidae. Bases 380 to 2059 code for a protein of 559 amino acids. The record is from RefSeq and is a predicted model, not a curated record. The transcript has 16 exons. Gene Ontology annotation, biological process: lipid metabolic process.
AGUACUAAACCGAACAAAACAGUCCGCGGAGCACUUUCCCAAGUAGUACACGCGCGUAUAGCCAGCCCGCACUUACAACACUCGGAAACGUUCCGAAAUUACGUGAACUCAUUUAAUGCCAUUCCCAUUCGAAAUGUGCACUUAAAAUACCAAAUGUAUGAAAUAUAAAAUACUUAUUUUGAAUAUCAGUAGCAGGUUUGUAUUGCCCGUGUUUGUUUAUGUGGGUGUCCUGUUAUUUAAGUCGUUUUCAGAUGUGUUUUAUUAUUUGAUGACAUUAAAAGACAAAAGUGCAAGGGUGCCGUUUAAAAUCUGAUGUUAAUAUCCUAGAUCAGUUCAACUUAAGAAAAUUGAAUAUUCUGAACAAGAAAGGCCCGGUGAUAUGCUCAGGCUUCAUUUGACAGACAGACAUCUCCGAGUGAUGUUGUGGUGUAUCCUACUUGGUCUGCAGCCAGCCUUUGCCGGUAUACUUGAUCCUUUCAAUUGGGCCCGAUCAGAUCGUAUCGAAGUCAACAUACCCUGGCUGCCAUUUGAAAAUGAAACACGAUGCUAUGAUGAACUUGGAUGCCUAAAUAUAACUAGAAGCUGGUACCACCUCAUUCAUCGACCUUUCAACGUGUUUCCCUUGCCUAGAGUUGUUAUCAAUACAAGAUUUAUACUGUACACAAAGAAAAAUCCCACUGAUGGACAGAUAUUAAACGUGAAUGUCAACAAAACUAUUGUAAAAUCAAAUUACAGCCCUUCAAGACUAACGAAAAUGAUUAUACAUGGUUUCAUUGAUACACCAUUAUCGAAUUGGGUGAGUGAAAUGAAAGACGAGCUCGUUAAAGCUGAUGACUAUAACGUAGUGGUGGUGGAUUGGGCUGGCGGUAGUCUACCUUUGUAUACGCAGGCCACGGCCAACACCAGACUAGUAGGGCUCGAAGUAGCUCAUUUCAUCAACACAUUACAGAGAGAACAUGGGUUGAAUCCUUUGGAUGUCCACAUAAUUGGGCAUUCUCUAGGCGCACACACUGCUGGGUACGCUGGAGAGAGAAUACAAGGUUUAGGAAGAAUAACAGGAUUAGACCCGGCUGAACCCUACUUUCAAGGAAUGCCAACACAUGUCAGAUUGGACCCGUCUGAUGCACAGCUCGUGGAUGUCAUCCAUACUGAUGGAAAGAGCAUAUUCCUUUUAGAUUUUGUGUUUAUGGCAGGAUAUGGGAUGUCACAACCCGUGGGUCAUUUGGACUUUUAUCCCAACAAUGGAAAGGAACAACCUGGUUGUGACCUCACUGAAGGGCCGUUAGUACCUUUAACCCUCGUCAAGCAAGGUCUCGAGGAGGCCUCAAGGGUACUGGUAGCCUGUAAUCAUGUUAGGGCUAUUAAACUCUUUACGGAAUCUAUUAACGGAAAAUGCCCGUACAUAGGUCAUCAAUGUCCAUCUUAUCAACAUUUCUUGUCAGGAAAAUGUUUCCACUGCGGACAUGGUUGUGCUAUAAUGGGAUUCCAUGCCGACAGUUCCCCGGGUCUAAUUACAAAUAAAAAUAACCAAUCAGAGAACGAAGUUUACCCCUCUGAAGAGCAUGAUACCAUUGGAGCUAAAUAUUAUCUAAGCACAGGAAAAGAGUUGCCGUUUUGUCAACGUCAUUAUAAAGUGGCUAUUCAACUGGCAAACCCCAAAGGCGCAGAAUCUUGGGUUCAAGGCUUUUUGAAAGUGACUCUAUUAUCAGAUCGUGGUGUAAUACGAGGAAUGGAUCUCACUCCAAGUAAUUAUGUAAAGUUAGAACACGGCACGACGUAUACAAUUGUUGUAACACAUCCGAUGGAUUUAGGUGGAAAAGUUAGGAAGGUAGAGCUAUCGUGGGAGUACGAUAUGAAUGUACUGGAGCCGCGAUCUCUGUGCAUCCUCUGGUGUAACGAUCGACUAUACGUAAAAUCUGUGCUCGUUGACCAAAUGGAACUACCUAGCAGAGGGAAAAGAAACGUUGACUUUAGUAGUAAAUUAUGUACACCAAAACGAGAAUUUGCUGAAAUCCCGAACCGUGGCUCCGCCAGCUUUUACGACAACUGUGGAAGGUAGCCGUGCCAUAGAUACGCGUAAAGUGAUCUUGUUGUUUUUUCAUCACAGUCUACACCUGCAUGUAGACUUUAAGCUUUAAGCAACCAGACAAUGAACACUCAGUGACGCAAGUCUGGUCGCAUACCCUUAGAGUGAUUGUGACUGUCUCAGUGAUGUUGUUACAGGGUGAAGAAAAGUGUUUUUCUGUAAAUUAUGAAAUAAUUGUUGAGUUUUGUAAGUAGACUAAGUCAGACAUCAAAAUAUACAAUGUUUUAUAUUUUAUUAUACGAUUUUGAACUAUGAAUAAAAUACUCAUUGAAAUUUUAC